AUGUCAACAGGCCAGCGAGGUGUCUUUUCGUGGGGGGACGAGCGCCCUUUACCUGCCUCGGGAGAUAGAGACAGCCUCAGUCCCAGUCUCAUGCAGCUCGUCGCUGGUGGGAAUCACACUUUGAUUCGACUGUCCUGUGGUAGAGUGUACGCGGCUGGCUCGAAUAUGCAUGGUGAGUGUGCCACGCACGCUUCAACCCAUAAUCUCCUUAGCUUUCAGCGUGUCAUUAUCGCCGAGCCGCUUGCCGAUGACACUCUUGCCCGCCGCGAGACCUCCGCCUUCUCCAAUGUCUCUGCAACAUGGUCUGCGUCAUUUUUUGUAGAUAUCAACAGAGACUCUAUAUUUGUUGCCGGACACGGGUCAAAGGGCGAACUCGGUCUAGGGCCAGACGUCUCUGAGAGAGCGGUACCAACAAAGAUACCUAAUUUCCCACCAGAUGGUAGACAUAUUAUCUCCAUUACCAGCGGCAUGGGCCACACCGUAGUCCUCUUAGAUGAUGGCACGAUAUACGGCUGGGGAGCAGCGAGAAAAGGUCAGCUGGGAGCCGACAAGGUUAGUCAAAAGGUCGUUUGGUCGCCACAAAGGAUAAUGGUGGGUGGUAAUCCGCCCGGCCCUAUUCGAGGGAUCAGCUGUGGUAGAGAAUUUACCGUACUGACCACCGCCUCUUCGGCAUUUGCACCUUCCUCCGGCACUUCAUCAGAGCCACUUUACAUUCUUGGCCCAGAUAAAUGGGCCAUAUCAUCUGCUGCUCCUUCCAUGAUAGCUCCAUACAACUCACUAACUGCUAGCUGGCAUGGCGUCUAUGUACAUCUCUGUGAUGGCAAGAUACUGGCUUGGGGUCGUAAUGAUAGAGGUCAGUUGCCGACCGCCACGAUGCCAGCCCUAGCUUACCUUGCCGUUGGGAGCGAGCACGUUGUUGGCGCAAUCGAUCAUAGGACACUUAUUGCAUUUGGAUGGGGUGAGCAUGGCAACUGUGGCCCGAAAACAGAUAAGCAAGGCAACGUGGCCGGCCAUUGGAAUGAAAUCCAACUACCGAUAGAUAACAGUAGCAUCGAGGCUGUCGGUGCUGGGUGUGCUACAAGCUGGGUUUUGAUAUCCGAACCUGAAGUUAGAUAG
Messenger RNA from Nannizzia gypsea CBS 118893, 1116 nucleotides. RefSeq lists its product as hypothetical. Bases 1 to 1116 code for a protein of 371 amino acids. The record is from RefSeq and is a predicted model, not a curated record. The transcript has a single exon. Lineage: Eukaryota; Fungi; Ascomycota; Eurotiomycetes; Onygenales; Arthrodermataceae.